This is a messenger RNA of Pollicipes pollicipes, 1002 nucleotides long. RefSeq lists its product as uncharacterized. The record is from RefSeq and is a predicted model, not a curated record. Bases 19 to 354 code for a protein of 111 amino acids. The transcript is spliced from 2 exons. NCBI's taxonomy places the organism in Eukaryota, Metazoa, Arthropoda, Thecostraca, Pollicipedomorpha, Pollicipedidae.
GGACUGGAACGCAGUCUGAUGUCGUUGGUCAGGUCACUUCGUGACUACAUCGAAAAUGGGGAUGGAGCCAUCGCCAAACUGCUGAGCUCGCUGAGCCAGUCUCCGAUGGCACAGUGGCUGGCCGACCAGCUGGCCAACUCUGAGGUGGGCCUGGUCCUGCUGCUGAAGAGCCUGUGGAACGGCCUGGACGAGCGUGAGGACCUGAAGCAGCCGCGGCGUGCCGGAGGUCGGGGCGUGCGCCUGGCAUUGCCGGAGGGGGCGGUGGCGGGGCCGGUGGCCCGCGACCAGCUGCUGCGGCGCGACCUCAGUCCGCAGCGAGCAGCGGCGGUGGCCGGCCCUUCCGCCUCCCACUGACGGCGGUACCAGCACAGCAGCGGACCGGACCAGACCAGACCGGACCGGACCAGACCGGACUGGACCGACCGCCGACUCCCGCCACACGCGGCGCCCGCCGUCCGGCCCUGCUCGGCCGACGCUGACGGCGGACCAGUCGACCUUGCCCAGCCACAUGCAACAACUCACCUAGUUGCUGCCUUCUGUUGGACCAUCCCAGCCUUCUGGUUAAAAAGCAGCCUGUAACCUAAUUCUGUGCUGCUAAAAUUGGCGACCAAAGUUGCAGAGAAUCUGAGUUUAAGGUCGUAUUCCAUUGAGCUUCCCUAGUCUUAUAUAAACGCUCGUCGUAUAACGUUGCCCGCCGCUUCUGGCAUUACUAUUAUUAACGUUAUGCUGUAUGAAUUGCGCUGCUGCUCUUGCUUUGCGCGAGCCGUGCACCUCCAAUCGUAGCAUUCAUUCGCACAACAAAGACACAGACUUGCUGAUGCUGAAAUGUGUCCUUGUAACCUACCGAAUGAUGAAUGCAUAUGGAACCGCAUCGCUACUCUGGUAGAUGGUACUUGGGAACCUGUGUUUACAUUGUGUUUAAACUCGCGGAAUUUGACAUCCGUUCUUUGCCUAAUGAUCAGCGAUAUGAUGCUCGCGGUGCACUGCGUUUUACUGAAAUAA